AUCGGAAGCAACCGGUUUCAGUCGCGUCGCUGCUUCUCAGCACUACACUAGGCGCUUGCUCCCGUACGCAUACGACGUGCGCUUGUUGGUCGGACUUGUUUUAGUCUGGGGAUUCCCGUGGCAGGGAGUUUCCGUGUGUGGUGGAGGCAUUCAUUUCUUAGCUAUUUGUGCCGGAGAGGGGCCAAAGAUUAUCAGUGUCUACACACGAUGGGUCGCGUACGGUACUACACACUCACGUUGGUUUCGGUGUGCCUUUUGCUGCUGACAGCUUCUUCCCAAGCCCAAAACUGUGGCAAACGUAAGCAGGUAAACCUUCUGAUUACAAAUGGCUUAGAGUCAAAGGAGGGCGACUGGCCAUGGCAUGUGGCACUGUUUCACAACAAUCGCCGAUCGUUCGAGUAUGCGUGCGGUGGAUCCAUUCUCGAUCAAAAUACGAUUUUAACGGCGGCUCACUGCCUGUGGUUGUCCAAUGGAUUAAUCGCCAAAGAGCGACUUCUGGUGCAGGUGGGACGCAGCCGGCUCCGAGUGGCGAGCAUUCACGCCCGAGACCAUGAAGCCUACGAACUGAUCGUACAUCCGAAGUACAACGUUAAUCAAAUUGCGAACGAUAUCGCUCUGAUCAAGCUUGCGACCGACAUUACCUUCACGAACUUCGUUCAACCGAUCUGCCUUUGGAACCGGGGCGAUGAUCAGAGCUCCAUCGUUGGCACCCUCGGAACCGUGAUCGGGUUCGGCUAUGACGAGACCGAUAACCCUACGGAUACGUUGCGUGAAGCACGUCUACCCGUCGUUAGCGCCAUUGAUUGUAUCCAAAGCAACCGGGAAGCAUUCGCCACUCAGCUGACCUCGGAUAUGUUCUGUGCUGGCUAUCGGAACGGGACCAGCCCCUGCAACGGUGACAGCGGUGGAGGGUUAUUCUUCAACUUCAACAAUGUCUGGUACAUACGGGGUUUGGUAUCGUUUACGAAACCGCGCCAGGAUACGACAAUAUGCGACACCAAGGAGUACACGGUGUUUACCGAUGUGGCAAAGUAUCUGAGGUGGAUCGAGCAGUACCUCCGUGCGUCUAGUGGUUUACCGAUCUUAAUCGACCUACAGACCAACCAUAAUAAGCUCGCAUUGCUGCCAACGUCCACGUGCGGUCCUAAUGCGUACGCUGGUCGUGAUGAAUCCUCCAAGCCGGUGCUGCUCGGUUAUCCUUGGGUAGCUCUACUGGAGUACACCGAGACGGGAUCGCGCGAAAAGAAGACGAUCUGUCAGGCGACACUGAUUAGCGAUCUCUAUCUAAUUAGUGCUGCACACUGCGUAAGCAGCAUACCGAAGCGAUACACACUAACGUCCGCUCGGCUAGGAGAGUAUGACAAAAACUCUAUGACGGACUGUGUCGAUAUCGAUGGACAAAGGGUCUGUUCGCCGCCGGUUCAAUCACUAAGCAUCGAAUCGUUGAUUGUACACUCGGGCUUCAACAAACCGCGCUACGCGAACGAUAUUGCACUGAUCCGGCUGCGCGUCCGGGCAGACUUGAGCCGCAGCAACGUGAAGCCUAUCUGCUUGCCCGUGACGAACGAGCUGCGCAGUCAGAAGCCGAGCCAGUACAUCCUGACCGCGUGGUCGUCCGGUUCCGGUGGCAACGUACUGGAGCGUUCAAUCAGCCAGCUUACCGAGUCGGUCGAGUGCCAAAAGCUGUACACCGAGCAGUCGGUUACGCUGGAGAAAACGAGUCGACAGAUCUGCAUCAAGCAGCAGCAAGAGUCUGGCACACGUUGCAAGUUCCCGGCGUCGGCAGCACCGCUGCAGCUUUUGCAGCCAGUGAACGGCCAGCAGCGCUACGUCCUGUACGGGUUGCUGUCGUACGGGCCGAAAAGCUGCUCCGUGCUCUAUCCAGACGUGUACACCAAUGUGGCCAGCUAUAUCGACUGGAUUCUGGAUAAUAUUCAUGAGUACUACGAAUCCGUCGCUCAAUUGUCGCUGAUAAACAUGAAACUGUUCCAGUGCGAGCCACCAUCCAGCUUGCAGCAUCAAUCUUUCGCAUACUCGCAUGAACUAAGGAAUCCCCUUCGCCAUUCCGCAAUGGUUUCGAUCUUGCGGGGAUUUUUACCACUGAUUGCAGUCUUCUGUGCGAUUGGCGAGGUACGUAAAACGAACGCUCUGGAUACGGUUCCACUGGAGUGUGGAGAACGCAAAGUGAAAACCAUAUACCUGGUGCAGCAUGGUACCGAAACGAAGGAGGGCCACUGGCCGUGGCACACGGCCAUCUACCAUCGGGAACAAACCAACUUCGAGUACGUGUGCGGUGGUUCGAUCCUGGAUAGAAACACGAUCCUUACCGCGGCACACUGUCUGUACACCUCCCGCGGACUGAUCAAGCUGGACCAGCUGUCCGUGCAGGUUGGGCGCAAUCAGCUGUCGGAAGCAAGCGUCCGCUCGCAGGAGCACCACCCCGAGCAGCUCAUCGUUCAUCCCGGCUUCAGCCCGAACAGCGUCACCGACGAUAUAGCGCUGAUCAAGCUCGCGACCGACAUUACGAUGACACGGUACGUUCAACCGGUCUGUCUCUGGAGCUUGGAACCGAACCUGGACCUGAUCGUGGGCCGCAACGGCACGGUCGUGGGUUUCGGGCUGACGGAGCACGAUCGGGUGUCGGACUAUCUGCGGCAGGCCGCCAUCGCUGUGGUCGAUUCCUGGACGUGCAUCGAGAGCGACCGGCAGGUGUAUGGUGUUACCCUAACAGCGAACAUGUACUGUGGCGGAGGUAAGACCGGUGUGAGCGUGUGCAACGGGGACAGCGGAGGGGGAAUGUUUUUCGAGCAUGGCGAUACGUGGUACGUCCGUGGGGUGGUGUCCUUUAUGCCGCUGCGCGAAAACGUUGGCCUGUGCGACGGCACCAAGUACACCGUGUUCACCGAUGUGGCCAAGUACCGGGACUGGAUUGGGCAGAACGUGAACCCAACGCUCGCCUCCACCCGGCCCGAUCCCCUGCUGGUGGACAACAGUCCUAAGCUACGAAUGCUGAACUUCAAUACGUGUGGCAUCAGCCCGUACACGACCGGGGCGAACGAUAGCUUCCUUGCCUUUCCGUGGAUCGGUUUGGUGGAAAUGGUUGCCCCCGGGCAGGGAAAAACAAUGGCCGUGUGCCAUGUCACGCUGAUCAGCGAAUGGUACGCCGUCGGACCGGCCCACUGUUUCAGUAACGAUGGAAUGGAGCGUACGCUUCGGUUCGGUGAUUACGACAAGACGACGGACAAGGACUGCAUCGAACGGAACGGCACGCUCGUGUGCGCUCCGCCCGUGCAAAUACUACCGAUCGAAAGGGUCAUCGUACGGCCGGAUUUCGAUCGCCAAGCCAUCACCGACGAUAUCGCGCUGAUUGAGCUACGGCGCCCGGCCAACAUCAGUCAGCCGAACGUGAAACCCAUCUGCCUGCCGGUCACCGUCGACCUGCGCAGUUACAAACCGACCAGCUUCACGCUCGGCGGUUUCCCGGCCCAGGGCAAUCGGGUCGUCGCCAGCCGGCCGACCUAUCUCAACUCCGUCAACUGCCAGGAGCGGUACAAUGCCAUCUACUACCCGCUGCGCAAGAGCCACACGCAGAUCUGUGCCGUUGCCGAGGUGUCCUCCACCAAUCGGACCGAACCGUGCGAACGGAUGCUCUCCGGCUCGGUGCUGCAAACGGUACAGCAGCUGGGCCGGCGGGAUCGAUACUUUCUGCAGGGUUUGCUGUCGUUCGGUGCACGGGAGUGCGAUGCGACGGUGCCGGAUAUUUACACCAACGUGCCGAUUUACCUGGACUGGAUUUUGUACAACAUGCGCGAAUUUAAGCAACAGGUGCCCGAUACAAGUGAGCAGCUUAUUUUUACGUCGUGAGACACGAAGGGACUGGAAUAUUUUUGAAUAAAAAGAAUAGAAAA
Anopheles gambiae (African malaria mosquito) is the source of this 3908-nucleotide messenger RNA. RefSeq names its product transmembrane protease serine 9. The transcript is spliced from 7 exons. Gene Ontology annotation, molecular function: serine-type endopeptidase activity. The coding region runs from base 208 to 3864 and encodes 1218 amino acids. Gene Ontology annotation, biological process: proteolysis. NCBI's taxonomy places the organism in Eukaryota, Metazoa, Arthropoda, Insecta, Diptera, Culicidae. The record is from RefSeq and is a predicted model, not a curated record.